AAUGAUAAUAAUAAAAUAAGUCUGCUUUGUUACCACGCAUGCGCUCACUAGCCUAUUGCGUAAUGGAGCAGGUGUGAUAAACAGGAGUGUAUUUCUUUCCACUGAAGUGUAUUAUGAUAUUUUUUGUUUUUAUAAUUACCCCCAUGCAGUAGAGUCCACCCUGUCCCGCGAGACCUCUCAGUUAAAUCAACUAACACGCGUUAUGAGAAGUCAGACAAACAAUGAACUCUGCAGCUGCUAUCUUCUUUUAAGCUGGAUGAAGUGCAAAAGUAGUAGGCUAAACGACCUCCUCCUCUUUCUGUGUCUGACUCAGUCCGCGGCUCUCACUCUCAGUGUUUCUGGAGUUCAUUCACUGUUAGCUGAUCAUCAUAGAUGGAACAGACAAUUAAAACUACAAACUGAGCCUUCGGAACACCCCUGACUACUUUAGCCGUUGUGAUGUCGGGACGUUUUGUAUCGGAUCGCUCGAGGAUGUCGGGACAGGAGCACCUUUCAUUCACACGGAUCACAGGAUGUGUGUAUGAGUUGAGAUAGAGCUCAGGCCAGUGAUGGAGGCAGGACUGAACUGCAGCUCUCACUGUGAGUCUGGCGUCUGCUUCAUCUACCCCGGAGUGAACAUCCAGCAGGGCUGGGAUGUCCUGCAGAGACUGUGUGCGCUCGCAGCGAGGGGUGUGGAUGUACAGAGUCGAUCGCUGUCUCCUGCUCUUCGUGCUGUGGUCUGGACGCUGCUCUCUUUUGGGAUUCUGCUGACGCUCUUCUUUCUCAUUUUCACUCUGCGCUUCAAAAACAACAGGAUAGUGAAGAUGUCCAGUCCCAAUCUGAAUGUGUUGACUCUAUGUGGCAGUGUACUCACAUACAGCAGCGGCUUCUUAUUCGCUGUGGAGGAGAGAGCACCGCUGUCAGGAGCAGGAUCAAGAGCUGUCUUACAGGCACGGAUGUGGACACUGUGUAUCGGCAGCUCUCUGGUGUUUGGCCCCAUUCUUGGGAAAACAUGGCGGCUUUACAGAGUGUUCACUCAGCGUGUGCCCGACAAGAGAGUGAUUAUUAGAGACAUCCAGCUGAUGGGUUUGGUUGCUCUGUUGGUCUUAGUGGAUGUUGUUGUUCUAGCAGCAUGGGGUCUGACGGAUCCGAUCAAGUGCUCUCGCUCUAUCAGUGCUAUGGUGAAGGUUGUAGAGCGGGAUGCGUCCUACUCUCUGUCCCAGUUGGACUCCUGUUCUUCUCUCUACUCUGACCUGUGGGUAAUCCUGCUCUCUGUGCUUAAGGGCAGCCUCCUCCUGUACGGCACAUAUCUUGCCGGCCUGACAAGCAAUGUGAGCUUACCUCCAGUAAACCAGUCUAUGACCAUCAUAGGUGCUGUCUGCCUGGUCACCAUGUCGAGUGCUGUGGCCAUACCCGUCUCUCUUUACCUGUACACCUGGCCCAAUGUGGUCUACAGUGUAGUGUCUGGAGCCAUCUUCAUCUGCACAAUGGCCAUUAACUGUCUACUGUUUGUCCCUCAACUGACCCAGUGGAGACAGUUUGAAGAGGAGACAAAUUCUCACCCCAGUCAAAUGGCCAAAUACUUCAGUAGUCCCAGCAAGACCACACACUCCAUGUACAGCGAGGAUGAGAUCUACUAUCUACUUGGAGAAAACGACUCCAUGAAAAGGCUCAUCAAUGAGAAGAAUGCCGUUAUUGAUAGCCUACAGGAACAAGUGAACAAUGCCAAGGACAAGCUGCUCAAACUGAUGACUGCUAGCCACCCCUUGGACGAAAGAGAAAUGGACUCCUCCAACACGAACCUCAACUCCAUCUCCACCCAAACCACAGUGGUAUCUCCUGAUUCUCCAGCGCUAAGGAAAUACUCAGAAGUUGCUCCCACCAGAGUUCUCUCUCCACCUCCGUAUGUACCUCCUCCACCGCUUCAUGCUCACACUACCUCACAGCAAACAUCCCCUGAAGGUCCAGUAGCUACAGAAGUUCCUCUGUCUUCACCAUCACACCUGAGGUAUUCACCUCCUCAAGAUAACUCUUCCAAUGAGGUCUCUCAGGUUGUGAGUCUGAAUGAAAGCAUAGAAGAUGCAGUUCCAACCAUGAACAAUCUCAGAAACUCAGGUCUUGGAAAAGAGAUUUCGGAGAAGCCACUAGAUGUGCCUUCAGAUCAGGAAAAUACAGCCCAGGGUUCCUCUCUACUAGGUCCCGCUCGAUGUAGUUCACCUCAGGUUGAGUCUCCAGUGCCAUCGGCCUCUGUUGAGCUUCCCGCUAUGUCACCAACAGGACGACUGGGUUUUGUAACCAAUGAGCAGCUGGUGGAGAUCUUGCAGGAUCUGAGCGUGGAUGCCGUAAGCAGCUUCGUCAAAUCACCCGACCAUGUGCGAAGCCCGUCCCUCAAUCCGGAUGAACUGAGCUCAGCUCUUUCUCCUCGAUCUCCUCUACAGUUCUUCUUCCCCACCAUCUCACCCUAUCUCAUGCGUAAACGCAGACCUCCUUUUUACUCCUCAAGAGGUGGACCUCCCCCUUACUAUUUUCCAGGCUCGGAUCCUCCAGGACGCAGGAGGGAAUCAGUACUAAUGGACCAUGAAAAGUUGAGGGACGAUGGCUCUCAAAGACCUGACUUGUGGCAUGAGGGAAGGAGGAGGAGAAGGGAUGAGAAGGCACAGGCUCGAUGUGGCUCGGGACAGGAGAGUUGGGAAUGUUCUUCUCACAAAUGCUCCAUUACGCCUUUCACGGGACAGGUUCCUCAGCCUGCCUCUGCUGGACUGAUAGAGGGGGUGAAACACUCAGAGGAGCCGUAUGAUUACUCAGACUCAGACUCCAGCAGCUCGGAGGACUAUUACUACCAGCGGCCCUACUGCGGGGCCUGUCAUCACCCCUACGACUCCACAGACAGCCUCACCUCAGGGACCUCUGACAGCGAGGAUGAGGACUUUUACCACUCAGCACAUCCUGUUGUGAACUUUAAAGUGGAUGUUAAACCAACCUUUGUCUGAACAGACUGCACAUCCACUAGUUGUAUUUGACAUGAUGCUCUUUUUGUUUUGUUUGGACCUAAUUAAAUUAUUCAGAUAUAGACUAUCUGUAAGGUUUUUUAUUUAUUUAUUUUUAUUUUUUUGAAAGAAGUCUCUUAUGCUCAGCAGGGCUGGAUUCAUUUGAAAAAUAUUUUAAAACUUAUUUAUCAGAAAUUCAGUUAAAACCGUAAUACUGUAAUCAGCAUAUUAGAAUGAUUUCUGAAGGAUCAUGUGACACUGAAGACUGGAGUAAUGGGUUCUGAUAAUUCAGCUUUGCCAACACAAUUUUAAAAUAGAAAAGUUAUAAAAAAAUAAAAAAAACAUUAAUAAUAAAAUGUAACUAUUCCAAACUUUUGACCCGUAUUGUACAUAAAAAAUGCACUUAAAUACACCUCUUCUUUGUAAAACUUACAUUUAAUAAAAUUUAAUUAGAUAUUUUUGGUGGUGUCUAAAGUAAAAAAAUAUCCAAUAGUAUAAUAAAGUUCUCAUUAAUGGCUAAAUUCUUUUAGAAGAAUUUAAGUGGUAUAAUUUAUUAUUUCUUAACUAAAUCAUAAAAAUAGGAAAGGAUAUGACAGAGACAACUCUGUCAAAGUCAGUAUUUAUUAUUAUUAUUUUUUUACAUUUUUAUUUCAGGUUUUUAGAUGUCAAAUUGAAUCAGGAAUAAUAUGUGUAUUUUUUUUUUUUUUUUUUUUUUUUUAAUCAAAAAAUAUGUUUGAAAAUUGUGCUGAUGUACACAUUUCAUUUACUUGAUCACAAUUUUUAGUCAUAAAAUUUAUAUCAUGUAAAGGAAAAACCUAAAUUGAACAUAAUGUACUAGGUCAUAAAGAAGUAGUUUGGUGGUCUUGCUUACCACUUCUCUGAUUAACAUAACUAAUGAAAAUGAGCCAUUUGAGUGAGUGGAGAGGAAAAGUGAGCCAAUACCAAGACCAUAUUUGGUCUUUCCUGUGUCUGUUAAAAAAGGUAUUUGUUUACACUUAUUUCUUCAAGAAAGCUAUUAUUAUACAGUUUCAGGAAUAUCCAUACACUUUUUAAACAUUUUAAAAAUAUAAUUCAAAGUCAUAAGUUGACUGAUUUUUACAAUCCUACAUUAAUUUAUUUAGAAACACUGUGCAGCUUAAAAGAGAGAUUAGAUGAGGAGGAAAUAUUCCAAUCCAAAUACUGUCAAAAUAUAAAUAAUCAAAAUAAAAACAAUCAGCUGUGAAGUUAGCUUUUAUUGUGUUCUGUAUUGCAUUUGAAUCCUUAUUACGUUCCUUGAUCAUUUAAAUGGCUCUUGCAGUCCUGUUAUUCAAUAGGCUAUCCUAGAAAUAUUUCCAAAUUAUAAAUCUUUCUCUUGCAAUAUUAAAAUGCUUUAUUUUGUGCUACAUACAACUUUACAGAGCCGCUGCUUUGGUUUAGUCAGUCUGUUUAUAAUAUUUAUUUUUGGCUAGUCUUUGUGUGUAUGUGUGUGCAUUUUUAUACACGGUAAUGUUUUAUGUUUACCAAGGCUGUUAUAUAUGUGUUUAUCUCCUUAUUUAUCUUAUUUAAACUCAAAGGAGGAAAUGUGACUGAAGAACUUGAGCUGCAUCAUGUUGUUUCUUCAAACAGUGUUUUUGAAACUGAAUUAUUUUUUGCAUAUAUUGCAUUUAUGUAAAUAUUUUAUUGUGUGUGAAUGCGUUUAUAUCUCUGUCCCUCUUGUAAACAUGUUUUCUCCAUGAACCUAAGUUUGUUAUUGAAUCUCUCUUUGAAAGGAAUGAGCAUCUACAAACAAAUACAUGAACAUGAUUGCAUAAGCAUACUAAAAGACUGAAUGUAAGUGAUGAGAUGUGUUUAUCAUUGUUUGUGCAUGUGAAUAAAUGUGUG
Onychostoma macrolepis is the source of this 4826-nucleotide messenger RNA. RefSeq names its product G protein-coupled receptor 156 (gene gpr156). Gene Ontology annotation, molecular function: G protein-coupled GABA receptor activity. Lineage: Eukaryota; Metazoa; Chordata; Actinopteri; Cypriniformes; Cyprinidae. Bases 549 to 2969 code for a protein of 806 amino acids. The transcript is spliced from 11 exons. The record is from RefSeq and is a predicted model, not a curated record. Gene Ontology annotation, cellular component: G protein-coupled receptor heterodimeric complex; membrane. Gene Ontology annotation, biological process: gamma-aminobutyric acid signaling pathway; G protein-coupled receptor signaling pathway.